AUGCCCCCCAAACACAAUAAUCCUGAGGAGGGUCAAACCACACCAUCUCAGCCAUGGUCUGGGCGCUGCUCACGCACUACCAAGGAUGAUGAGUCCACCACCAUUCCCAUCAUCAAGGCUGAAACCAAACCUGAGCCUUGCCCCCCAAAGAUCCAAUGGGAUUCCAAUGAAUGCUGGACAGACCGCCUCAUUGAAUACCUCACAAACCACCUAGAUGUACAACUCAAGAUGUUCAGCGACUCUGUCAAGGAUGCAAAGAAGGAGUCACGCAAAAAGGUUGUUGGUAGCAAACCCAAGGUCGAAUACUAUUGUGAGAUAGCAAAGGCAGUCUUUGAUGUUGGGGGUGAGGAAGAACGCGGUGCUUAUUUAAUGGAACCUGAGCGCUAUGCAACUUCUGUCUUGGGUCGGAUCACCUAUUUACAGAAGACAUAUACUACAUAUCGCAAGACAAUGCAGAACACUGGUGAAGGUCUGAAAGAUGAGGAUGAGAGUCAGUCCGAGGUGUAUAGAAACCAGCUAGAGAAGAUUAAAGCAUCUUUCCCUUGGUGGAACACACUGCAUGCUUGGUGGUCGGAACAUCCCAAGUAUGCAUUUCAAAUGGUAACAAACUUGACGAGUGGUGCCAGAAAAAUGACUUGCAGGCCCCCGAUGUUAAGCCAAGGAUGGAUCUGGAAGACUCCAGUUCCUCCUCAUCUCACAUGCUUGCAAGGGCAGCCUCUGCAUCAAUCACACUGA
Messenger RNA from Cantharellus anzutake, 735 nucleotides. RefSeq lists its product as uncharacterized. The record is from RefSeq and is a predicted model, not a curated record. The coding region runs from base 1 to 735 and encodes 244 amino acids. Lineage: Eukaryota; Fungi; Basidiomycota; Agaricomycetes; Cantharellales; Hydnaceae. The transcript has 5 exons.